Messenger RNA from Brassica oleracea var. oleracea, 925 nucleotides. RefSeq names its product peptidyl-prolyl cis-trans isomerase CYP19-4. The record is from RefSeq and is a predicted model, not a curated record. Gene Ontology annotation, biological process: protein folding; protein peptidyl-prolyl isomerization. The transcript is spliced from 6 exons. Lineage: Eukaryota; Viridiplantae; Streptophyta; Magnoliopsida; Brassicales; Brassicaceae. Gene Ontology annotation, cellular component: intracellular membrane-bounded organelle. Gene Ontology annotation, molecular function: peptidyl-prolyl cis-trans isomerase activity. Bases 176 to 781 code for a protein of 201 amino acids.
CUUCCUUGGAGCUCUUGGAAUGUAAACCCAAUUCGAAGCCCAAUAAAAGUCCGGCGUAUUUUAGCAUUUUAUCAACAGGGCCCAUCAAACAACAGAAGCAUAAGCGUUCUUCCUUCCAGGGAUCUGCUACUCUUUCACACACAGUGUCUCGAUUGAGAAGAAAGCGAUCACGACGAUGGCGAGAUCAACCUCUAUUCUCUUCCUCACGCUACUCCUUUUCGCUGCUCUGGCUUUAAUCCAGGCAAAGGAAGAUUUGAAGGAGAUCACUCACAAAGUUUACUUCGAUGUAGAGAUUGACGGCAAAGAAGCUGGUCGAGUUGUUAUUGGCCUUUUCGGCAAGACUGUUCCCAAAACUGCAGAAAAUUUCAGAGCUCUUUGCACUGGGGAGAAAGGUGUUGGGAAGAGCGGGAAGCCACUACACUACAAGGGGAGCAAGUUCCAUAGAAUCAUUCCUAGUUUUAUGAUCCAGGGAGGUGACUUCACACACGGGAACGGUAUGGGUGGAGAAUCCAUCUACGGUCAGAAGUUUGCUGAUGAGAACUUCAAGCUCAAGCAUACCGGACCAGGUUUGCUUUCGAUGGCAAACUCUGGAGAGGACACAAACGGUUCGCAGUUUUUCAUCACGACGGUGACAACAAGCUGGUUAGAUGGAAGGCAUGUGGUGUUUGGGAAAGUGGUACAGGGAAUGGAUGUUGUCUACAAGAUUGAAGCUGAGGGGAAGCAAAGUGGAACUCCUAAGAGCAAAGUUGUUAUUGCAGACAGUGGAGAGCUUCCUCUCUAAACCCUAAGCACUUGUUCUUCUUCUUCUUCAUGAAGAGAAUUAUGGGGUUUUUAAGUUGUCUUGUAUUAUAAACACUCCCGAAUGUUAUCCAUCCGAACAAAAUCACUUCAGUUUCAGAGCUUUUUUAAUAAUCAUUUUCUAAAU